GUACUGAUCCUUACUCUAUAUGCGCUAUAAAAGCCCAUGCCGCGACAAUCAACUCCUAACGCCCCGCCUGGAAUCACCAUGAAUUGUGGAACUGUUAGUUUGUGGCACGUUAUUUCAUUCAUCUCAUUUAUCUGUGCAACGGAAGGCAAGACAAUCGUUUAUCCGAGGAUGCUGCAAAGCAGGUCUGACGAUGGUGUAAAGAUGUUGAAGAUCAAUGACGACAUUACGCUAAACCUGCGAAAAAGCUCUGUGUUUUCUGAAGAAUUUCUCAUCCACACAACUAAGGAUGGAGAACCAAUUGCUUAUCACAUGCUCGGUGCAGAAAUGGAGAAAAAUAUAUAUGACGACAGUGACCAGAUGGCAGCUGUACACGUCACUGAAGAGGAUGGUUUGAGCGUAGUAAGUACAGUCUCGGAGAACUUCAAGUUGCCCUUUGAGCUGAACACCGACGCUUCUUAUUAUGGCACAGGUGCAGUGCUUUACCAAAGAGGUGCCGACUGUCCGCGGGGCCGGCAACAGAGGGUCGUCGGAUACUAUUCGUACACCUUCUCGAAAGCGCAACUUAACUACACGACUACAGAGAAAGAAGCCUUGGCAGUCCUAAUGGCCGUACGCUAUUUUAGACCUUACCUGGAUGGCAGGAGCUUCACGCUCUUCACGGAUCAUCAAGCCUUGACUUACAUCCUUAACCUCGCAGAGCCUAGAGGAAAGAUCGCUAGGUGGGUGGCCGAACUCCAGCCGUUUACAUUCGUGGUCCAUCACAGGCCUGGGGAGCACCUAAAGGAUGCAGAUGCACUUUCGAGACUUGCGGUCAUUCCUGAUCAAGAAAACAUCAACGCAAACCUGUUGUGGGAGGGAACUGAAGAACUCCAGUUCCUCAACGGAAAGUUCGCAGUCCCCGAAACAAUGGUGCCUCGAAUCUUGGAACUUUAUCACGACUCCCCGCACUCAGGCGGACACGAUGGCUUUUGGAGGACUUAUCGCAAGAUCCAUCAACGUUUCCAGUGGAAACACAUGAAAGAUGACGUCCAGCGUCUCGGCUGUGCACACGAUGGAGAUGGUGCUGAGAGAUGGCCUUACGGGCACAUUGGGUCCAAAGAUUGCGACUGGAAUACUGGCUACAUGAUGAGUUACAAGUUUAAAAAGCCUUACAUGUACAAAUUUUCUCCCUGCUGCCAGCGAGAAGUUACGAAUUUUUACAACCGCCCAGAAUAUCAGUGUCUUCUUGUGAGAAACAGCAUAAAAACUGGAAUAUUCUCAACCAGACUACCUGGCAGUGCCUCAAGUCGGCAAGUUUACUGCGAAAAAGUGUACUAUGAAUACACCUACGUUAGGGUCGAUAGGUCUUACAAGGAUCGAGUGUGCAUGGUGAAGUGCAUUGUAAGCAGAGAAGGGGAAAGCUGGUAUAUUUCGGCUGUCGAUGGCGUAAAAUGCGGCCGUGGAAAGAUCUGUGUUCUUGGAAAUUGUACUUCCAAAGCAGAGUUGAAGAAGGCCGAAUGAAGUAACGAAGAACCAAAUAUUCGAUCACGUAUUAUGAAGGUCUAUCGCAUUAAAAACAAAAGUACCAAACAAA
Rhipicephalus sanguineus (brown dog tick) is the source of this 1573-nucleotide messenger RNA. RefSeq lists its product as uncharacterized. The coding region runs from base 37 to 1500 and encodes 487 amino acids. The record is from RefSeq and is a predicted model, not a curated record. NCBI's taxonomy places the organism in Eukaryota, Metazoa, Arthropoda, Arachnida, Ixodida, Ixodidae. Gene Ontology annotation, molecular function: metallopeptidase activity. The transcript is spliced from 8 exons.